Ixodes scapularis (black-legged tick) is the source of this 631-nucleotide messenger RNA. It is a transcript of the gene RpS30, whose product is annotated as ubiquitin-like protein FUBI. The record is from RefSeq and is a predicted model, not a curated record. Gene Ontology annotation, cellular component: ribosome; cytosolic small ribosomal subunit. Gene Ontology annotation, molecular function: structural constituent of ribosome; protein binding. The transcript is spliced from 5 exons. Bases 181 to 585 code for a protein of 134 amino acids. Gene Ontology annotation, biological process: translation. NCBI's taxonomy places the organism in Eukaryota, Metazoa, Arthropoda, Arachnida, Ixodida, Ixodidae.
AUGAUCCCAACUUUUCGUGUGUGGCCUGCUAGGUACGAGGUACGGCGAAAUAAUAAAAAUCAAGAGGCCACCUUGAUCCCACGCUUGUAGCGCCCUCCAAAAUCACGAGGCGCCCCCUUUUUCACUCCUUUCAUGUUGGCAAUCUGAGGAUUCGCUACACGCUUCCCGGAAAACAAGAAAAUGAAGCUCAUCCUCAACUGUCAGGAAGUCCACGCCAUCGAGGUGACUGGCGAUGAGACUGUCGCCUUCCUGAAGAACUACCUGCAGACUGCAGAGGGCAUUGCGGCUGCUGACCAGUGCCUGUACAGUGCUGGCAAGCCCCUGAGUGACGAGGAACUUCUCUCUGCCUGUCUGAGCGACGGUUCCCGCAUCGAUGCCGUCGUGCCCCUCCUUGGAGGAAAGGUCCACGGAUCUCUCGCUCGUGCCGGAAAGGUGAAGGGACAGACACCAAAGGUGGACAAGCAGGAGAAGAAGAAAAAGAAGACCGGGCGUGCCAAGAGGCGCAUCCAGUACAACAGGCGCUUCGUCAACGCCGUCGCAACCUUUGGCCGCAGGAGGGGUCCGAACACCAACCAGACGUCUUAGGGAAGGGGGCUGACACAAAGAGGACAUUAAAAUUGUUGCUUCCCAA